Neomonachus schauinslandi (Hawaiian monk seal) is the source of this 1203-nucleotide messenger RNA. It is a transcript of the gene SLC35B1, whose product is annotated as solute carrier family 35 member B1. Gene Ontology annotation, molecular function: UDP-glucose transmembrane transporter activity; UDP-galactose transmembrane transporter activity. NCBI's taxonomy places the organism in Eukaryota, Metazoa, Chordata, Mammalia, Carnivora, Phocidae. Gene Ontology annotation, biological process: UDP-galactose transmembrane transport. The coding region runs from base 4 to 1086 and encodes 360 amino acids. Gene Ontology annotation, cellular component: endoplasmic reticulum membrane; Golgi membrane. The record is from RefSeq and is a predicted model, not a curated record. The transcript is spliced from 9 exons.
CCUAUGAGGCCCCUGUCGCCGGUCGGCGAUGUCCGGCUGGAGCUGUCGCCGCCGCCGCCGCCGCCGCUGCCGCUGCCGGCUGUGAGCGGGUCUCCGGUCGGGUCGUCCGGGCGUCUCAUGGCCGCUAGCAGCUCCCUGGUGCCCGACCGGCUGCGCCUGCCGCUGUGCUUCCUCGGCGUCUUUGUCUGCUAUUUCUACUAUGGGAUCCUUCAGGAAAAGAUAACAAGAGGAAAGUAUGGGGAGGGAGCCAAGCAGGAGACGUUCACUUUUGCCUUAACUUUGGUCUUCAUUCAGUGUGUGAUCAAUGCUGUGUUUGCCAAGAUCUUGAUCCAGUUUUUUGACACUGCCAGGGUGGAUCGUACCCGGAGCUGGCUCUAUGCCGCCUGUUCUGUCUCCUAUCUGGGUGCCAUGGUCUCCAGCAACUCGGCACUACAGUUUGUCAACUAUCCGACUCAGGUCCUUGGUAAAUCCUGCAAGCCAAUCCCAGUCAUGCUCCUUGGAGUUACCCUCUUGAAGAAGAAGUACCCAAAGGCCAAGUACCUGUGUGUGUUGCUAAUUGUGGCCGGAGUGGCCCUUUUCAUGUACAAACCCAAGCAAGUAGUUGGGAUGGAAGAACACACAGUUGGCUACGGAGAACUGCUUCUGUUAUUGUCUCUGACCCUGGAUGGACUGACAGGCGUUUCCCAGGACCACAUGCGGGCUCAUUACCAAACAGGCUCCAACCACAUGAUGUUGAAUAUCAACCUUUGGUCGACAUUGCUGCUGGGAGCUGGAAUCCUGUUUACUGGGGAGCUCUGGGAGUUCUUGAGCUUUGCCGAAAGGUACCCUACCGUCAUCUAUAACAUCCUGUUCUUUGGCCUGACCAGUGCCCUGGGUCAGAGCUUCAUCUUCAUGACAGUUGUGUAUUUUGGCCCCCUGACCUGCUCCAUCAUCACCACGACUCGAAAGUUCUUCACCAUUUUGGCCUCUGUGAUCCUCUUCGCCAACCCAAUCAGCCAACUGCAGUGGGUGGGCACCGUACUCGUGUUCUUGGGUCUCGGUCUCGAUGCCAAGUUUGGGAAAGGAGCCAAGAAGACAUCCCACUAGGAAGAGAGAGACUACCUCCACUUCAAGAAUAUUUAAGUUAUUAUCUCAAAUAUGGACAUCUCUUGGGCAAAUGGACACAAUAGGGAUAAAGGACUGGGUUCCAGUCUGUUUUUGGUU